This is a messenger RNA of Musa acuminata AAA Group (dessert banana), 1133 nucleotides long. Its product is annotated as xyloglucan endotransglucosylase protein 2. Gene Ontology annotation, biological process: xyloglucan metabolic process; cell wall biogenesis. The coding region runs from base 60 to 950 and encodes 296 amino acids. The transcript has 4 exons. The record is from RefSeq and is a predicted model, not a curated record. Gene Ontology annotation, molecular function: xyloglucan:xyloglucosyl transferase activity; hydrolase activity, hydrolyzing O-glycosyl compounds. Lineage: Eukaryota; Viridiplantae; Streptophyta; Magnoliopsida; Zingiberales; Musaceae. Gene Ontology annotation, cellular component: cell wall; apoplast.
UUUCUCCUAUCCUCCACACUGCAGUCUCCUCUCCUCUUCAUCUCUCUUGCAAAGGAAGAAUGGCUUCCUUUGCUUCUUCUGCUGUGACAGUUUUCCUUGUCUUAGGCUUGGUGUCUGUGACCACCUUGGCUGGCACACCCAGGAGACCCAUUGAUGUUCCAUUCCAGAAGAACUAUGUGCCAACCUGGGCAUAUGAUCACAUCAAGUACUUCGACGGAGGCAGAGAGGUCCAGCUCUCCCUGGACAAAAAUACAGGUACUGGGUUUCAAUCUGGGGGCUCCUACUUGUUUGGCCACUUCAGUAUGCAGAUAAAAAUGGUUCCAGGUGAUUCUGCUGGAACAGUGACUGCCUUCUAUCUUUCAUCUCAGAACUCAGAGCAUGAUGAGAUAGACUUUGAGUUCUUGGGGAACAGGACCAACCAGCCCUACAUCCUGCAGACCAAUGUGUUCACCGGUGGGAAGGGUGACAGGGAGCAAAGGAUCUACCUCUGGUUUGACCCAACCAAGGACUACCAUUCCUACUCUGUUCUGUGGAAUAUGUACCAGAUUGUCUUCUACGUAGAUGAUGUGCCCAUCAGGGUGUUCAAGAACAGCAAGGACUUGGGAGUGCGGUACCCGUUCAACCAGCCCAUGAAGAUCUACUCCAGCCUGUGGAACGGGGACGACUGGGCCACCAGGGGCGGCCUGGAGAAGACGGACUGGUCCAAGGCGCCGUUCGUCGCCGCCUACCGGGGCUUCCACAUCGACGGCUGCGAGGCGUCGGCGGAGGCCAAGUUCUGCGCCACCCAGGGCAUGCGGUGGUGGGACCAGAAGGAGUUCCGGGACCUGGACGGCCUGCAGUACCGCCGCCUGCAGUGGGUCCGCCAGAAGUACACCAUCUACAACUACUGCACCGACCGGAAGAGGUACCCGGCCAUGCCGCCGGAGUGCCGGAGGGACAGAGAUGUGUGAUCCGGCGGUGUUGAGCUUCUUGUAUGCAUCAUCGUGCUUGCGUUUCUUCUUCCAGUUCCUGCUAUUGCUUGUAAUAUUUGUGCCUCGUUUCCGGUUUAUCCCGUCACAUAUGGAUCUUUGGAUGUACAAUGCGAAGCUAUUUUAUGGGAUAUAUCAGCAUUAUUAUUAUUAUUAUUAUUAUUA